Ophidiomyces ophidiicola is the source of this 4782-nucleotide messenger RNA. RefSeq lists its product as uncharacterized. Gene Ontology annotation, biological process: transmembrane transport. NCBI's taxonomy places the organism in Eukaryota, Fungi, Ascomycota, Eurotiomycetes, Onygenales, Onygenaceae. The transcript has 3 exons. Gene Ontology annotation, cellular component: membrane. Gene Ontology annotation, molecular function: ATP hydrolysis activity; ABC-type transporter activity; ATP binding. The coding region runs from base 1 to 4782 and encodes 1593 amino acids. The record is from RefSeq and is a predicted model, not a curated record.
AUGGCUACCUCACAAGGAUCGCUUCUCGCUACUGGUAUCACGGCCACUGCACUGGUUACUGUUGCCUGCAUCCCAGCACUGCGGUCCAUUUCAGCACGAUGCCACUCGCGACGAACAGGCUAUCGAUUUCUACACAGUUUGUAUAGCGACCAGGACGGCACAGCGACGGAGGAAUCCUCAAAAGCCUUUUCUGAUGUUCCUCAACGCUGUGUAAUUGCCAUAUUUACACUCUCUGGGCUUCUGUCCUCUCUUUCAUUAGCUGUUCUUACCACUGCUGGUCGAGGCAGCCCUUUUUACCCCGGCCCAACUGAGCUCUGGCUGCAUUUUGCGAAUUGGAUUCUUCUCACCGGUGGAACAGUGGCUCUAUUUGCUGAGCCGUCUUCCACCAAACGAUAUUUGCUUGGCCUUUGGAAUUCCCUUUCUUGUGCUUUGUUAGCCACAGCUAUCUGCACUCAAGUCGCCCUGAUCGGAUCAUGGAUAGAUUCACCGUCUAUACAUACCAUUCCCGAUCUUAUUAUUCUAGCUGAGGUUUUGCUCGCGCUCGUCAUCGCUACUGUAUCUUGCCUUCUACCACGUCGUCCAGAUGUUUUCCGGAAUGGCAAGGCUGUUGACCGCCAGUCAACCACGUCUUUUCUCAGUAUGAUCUCUUUUAGCUGGGCUAAUCCAGUACUAGUAUUCGCUAUCAAAAACCAAAGGCUGAAUAUUGAUGAUCUUCCUGAGCUCAACCAUUCUACUCGCUCUAGGACUUUGCUGGAGUCGUUUACAAAAACCAGAAAAAAGGGCCAGAAAUUAUGGGUGACUCUAGUCCAUGAACACUCCUCUGCGCUGCUACUGCAGUUUGUUUUGGUCUCAGUCGUUUCGGUGCUUAGCUUUGCUCCUCAGAUUGCGCUCCUGGGCAUCCUUCGGUCCUUGGAAGCACGUGCAGCUGGAAUUUGGAACCCCGUAAUAACCUGGCUCUGGGUUAUAGGACUUGGAGGGUCUAUCCUUCUUGAAAGUACAGUUGAAUCGUGGUUGUUUUGGGUAGUAUAUUACAAGCUGGCCGUUCCAGUAUACGAACAACUUUCUGCGGUUAUAUUUGCGAAAUCGUUACGACGAAAAGACGUGAAGGGCUCUCAAGCAUCAACUGAUAGCCGAAACGAAAUAAAACCCGGCGAAAGCGAUGACAACGAUGGCGAUGGCGAAAAUGACAGCCAAAACUCACGCCAGGCGACAAUCAACCUUAUUGCAGUUGAUGCUAAACGAAUAUCUGAUUUUGCCGCUUUUAAUUAUAUUAUUGUUGGUACUGUCGUGAGGCUAUCAGUUGCCUUCACCAUUUUAGACCGUCUUAUAGGCUGGAAGAGUCUUUGUGCUGGACUCCUUGUAGCAGUGAUUGUCACUCCACUUAACAUUGUUACCGCAAACAAAUAUUCUGCAGCUCAGACAUCACUUAUGAAAUUCCGUGAUCAGAAAAUGGCUAUUAUCACAGAGGCUCUGCAAGGAAUCAGGCAAAUUAAGUUUUCGGCCCUGGAGACUCAAUGGGAGAAGAAGAUAUUCGAUAUCAGGAAUACGGAGCUUCAUUCACAAUGGAUGGCAUUUCUUUACGAUGUUGGACUUAUAUCAAUUUGGAUCCUAGGCCCAAUUAUGUUGUCUGCAGUUUCACUCGGUGUUUACUCAAUGUUAUAUGGGGGACUAUCUGCAUCUGUUGCAUUCACUACAAUGGCAAUUUUUUCGUCUCUGGAGUUCUCUCUUGCCAUCUUGCCGGAGUUGAUUGCAGACUUUAUUGAAGCAUAUGUGAGCUCAAACCGUGUUGAUAAGUACCUGGAAUCCGCCGAACGUGAUCGGACCCUUACUCCAGCAGACUAUGUCGCUUUUGAAAAAGCAACUCUUGCAUGGCCUGCAGAAGAUGCGGAGGGUGACAGUGAGAGAUUCAUGCUCAAAGACCUUGAUGUUAGAUUUCCCUUAAAUGGCCUUAGCGUUAUUUCGGGAAAAACAGGUUCUGGCAAGAGCUUACUACUUGCCGCCAUUAUCGGCGAGGCUGAUAUUGUUGACGGCGAGGUUUUCGUUCCCGUCGCUCCCCCUUUGGAAGAACGCUUUGAUGAUAAAGCUACAAAGGCCAAUUGGAUUAUUAACUCAGCAAUUGCGUAUGUUUCUCAGGUACCGUGGAUUGAAAACGCCACUAUCAGGGAUAACAUUUUGUUCGGGUUGCCGCUUGAUUCAGAGAGAUAUAAUAUGGUUCUCUUUGCCUGUGCUCUGGAAAAGGAUUUUGAAAUGCUACCAGACGGUGAAUUAACAGAUAUUGGUGCAAAUGGAAUCAACCUGAGUGGUGGGCAAAAAUGGCGUGUAUCUUUUGCAAGGGCCCUCUAUUCCCGUGCUGGAAUUCUUAUUAUGGAUGAUAUUUUUAGCGCAUUGGAUGCGCAUACUGGUCGACAUCUUCACGUUCAUGCGCUUAAUGGAGAACUUUGCCAGGGAAGAACUCGGAUCCUUGUUACCCAUCAUGUGGGUCUUUGUCUUUCUUCUGCUGAUUACUCUGUUCAUCUUGACCGUGGAAUGGUUCAGCAUUCGGGCUCUGUGGCGGAACUAAAAAGAACCGGCAGCUUUGCGGACAUUCUUGCUCAACCUGAAAAUGAAAAUGGUAAAGACCGCAAAGAGAGUGUGGAAACCGUUGAAGAUGAGGUGGAAGAGUCAAAUAUUUUGCAAAAGAUCUUAUCACAUCGGUCUCAUCGAAGUGCAUCCCAUGAACAUAUUGAGAGUCAAUCAAAAACACAGAUACCAAAAAAGUUCCAGCAAGAUGAAAAUCGCGAAGUUGGUUCUAUUAAAACCAGCCAUUACAUUAAAUACCUUCGAAGUGGUGGCAGUGUGCUGUACUGGUUGGUUGUGCUCCUGAUUUUCUGUUUAUCUGCAGUUUUUACUGUCGGAAGGUCGUGGUGGGUUAGUAUAUGGACUCGAGCCUCGCAACAGCACUCGAUUACUGGUGAACGGCUCGAUAUAUUGUCUCAUGUUGCGAAUGCGUCACCCCAACUCAAAUCAGACCAUAGCCUAUUCUUUUACUUAGGGAUAUACUUUGCUUUAUCGGUUAUAACAUGUUUACUGGGUACAAUCAAAUAUAUGCUCUUACUCAGAGCUACAAUUCAUUCCUCGCGGAAUCUAUUCAAAAACUUGACCUAUGCUGUUCUGAGAGCACCAUUGCGCUGGCUCGAUACCGUUCCAGUUGGCCGAAUUCUAAACAGAUUUACAGCAGACUUCAACAUGAUAGACUCCAAACUCCCAUAUGACUUGGGCUUCAUGUUGUACAAUGUUCUAGAUGUCGUGGGUAUUGUUGUGGCUGGUUUCCUAGUCUCUCCUCUAUUGAUCUUAUUUGCUAUCGUUCUCCUGAUGAUAUGCAUUUACUACUCACAACGAUACCUGAUGGGCGCGAGAGAGAUCAAAAGAUUAGAAAGCAACGCAAAGAGCCCCAUUUUCGAGCAGUUUGGCUCCGCUCUUAUCGGGUUAACCACUAUCCGUGCCUUUGGGAAAACACAGACAUAUGUUGAACGAAUGUAUAAAAAGAUCGACCACCAUGCUCAAGCUAACUGGAACUUAUGGCUAUUCAACCGAUGGUUGAGCUUCCGCAUGAACGUUGUCGGAGCUAUCUUUUCAACAUUGACUGCUGUCCUUAUAAUUUCGCUUAAAGGUAUAGAUGCACCUUUGGCUGGAUUUGCUCUCAGUUUUGCGCUACAAUAUACGGCUUCUAUUAUGUGGGCCCUGCGUCGUUAUGCGAACGUGGAGCUUGAUAUGAAUGCGGCUGAGCGUGUUCUUGAGUAUUCAAGUAUCGACAUUGAAAAUCAAGAAGGGGACAAUGCACCGGCGGCAUGGCCAACAGAAGGACGUCUCGAAGUGACUGAUCUGGUUGUUGGAUAUGCCCCCGAUCUCCCAGCCGUAUUACGAGGGCUGUCUUUUACGGUUGAGAAGAAUCAAAGAGUUGGAGUUGUGGGCCGCACAGGGGCUGGAAAAUCGUCGUUGACUCUCGCAUUAUUCCGCUUCUUGGAGCCUUGGUCAGGGUCGAUAUUUAUCGACGGUAUUGAUGUCUCAAAGAUCAAGCUACAAGACCUACGAAGCCGGUUGGCCAUCAUACCUCAGGAUCCUGUCCUAUUUUCCGGUACGAUCAGAUCAAACCUUGAUCCAUUCGAUGAGUACUCUGAUGCGGAACUACAUGACGCCCUCGAAAGAGUCCACUUGGUCUCCAAUACACCUAAACAAGGCACCAGACGAAGCUCGUUUGCACAUUCUGCACAACAAGUAUCAGGAGCUUCGGGAUACACAACGCCCACGUUGAUUAGUAACAAUGGUAGUGCUUCCGCUCCAACAAUGGACACCGCCCACACCACCGCUGCGACGUCAGCCCAGAGCACAACUAGCAACCUCAAUAUUUUCACCAGCCUAUGCUCAACCAUCUCUGAAGGUGGGUUAAAUCUCUCCCAAGGCCAGCGGCAGCUACUUUGCCUCGCCCGUGCGAUCAUAUCUAAACCCAAAAUCAUGGUGCUCGACGAAGCUACCUCUGCGGUAGAUAUGAGCACGGACGCACUGAUUCAGCGCUCUAUUCGAUCUGAAUUUGGACGCAAUUCAACGACACUACUGGUUAUUGCGCACCGAUUGAGUACGAUUGCCGAUUUUGAUAGGAUUUUAGUCAUGGAUGCUGGACAAGCGGUGGAGUUUGGGGCGCCAAAAGAGCUAAUGGGCAUAGAGGGGGGUGUUUUUCGAUCGCUUGUGGAAGAGAGUGGGGAGAGGGAGUUGCUUGAAACAGUGAUUUUUCAGGAUCCAGAAUGA